GUAUAUUCAGGGAAUAAACUGCUCUCCUAUGGACAAAAGCUGACAGUUCACACUUCAUGGCAUACUGGCAGAGGGGACACAUCAGGCACCCCAACAAAUGAACCUGAUGUUAUCCUUGAGGGAGCUGGAUUCCGGAUGGGAUAUGGUAGAUCCAACUACAGGGGGAGUAAGAACGCGACAAUUAAACUGGUUUUUCUAGAACAUGAUUGGUACUUCUUCCCAGAUGGUGGUCCAGUAUCUAAACAUGAAUUCAUGAGAUGCCUAGGGGACCUAGAACACCUUCUAAUCAGGGCUAAAUAUCACUCAGAUCAGUUAGAAGGUACCUUGCACACUGCAGCAAUGCAGUUUGGAGCACAAGCUUCCUUAAGCCUAACAAGAACUAAAGCUGUAGAACGUUGCAGUUGCCCCCAGGGAUAUGAAGGGUUAUCAUGUCAAGAAUGUAGCUACGGGUAUACUAGGGUUAACAAUACUAUUUAUAAAGGCGAGUGCAGGAAGUGCAACUGUUACGGUCAUUCUUCAACCUGUGAUCCAUUCACGCUAGAAUGCGCAACUUGUGAACAUAAUACUGUGGGUGACAAAUGUCAAGACUGUGCUAAAGGUUUUUACGGAAACGCUAAGCUAGGCCGGCCUAACGACUGUAAGCCCUGUAAAUGUCCUCUUGAAAUACCAUCUAACAAUUUCAGCCCUGUCUGUCAGGUUGCCACCCUAGAUUAUGAUAAGUACUCUGUUGCCCCUGAUGAGUACAAGUGUACUGCGUGUCCCCAAGGCUACGAAGGGGCUCAUUGUGAACGUUGCUCUAAUGGCUACUACGGGAAUCCACUGACUAUUGGUGAUUAUUGUAAACCCUGCCGAUGUAAUGGUAAUGCUGAUCAAUCAUCCUCUAGGAUUUGUGAUCAUAUCACAGGUGAAUGUUUAUCCUGCCUGGGUAAUACUGGAGGUUGGUCAUGUGAUGUAUGUGUGCCCGGAUACUAUGGAAACCCAGGAGAUGGAUUUUGUAAACCCUGUGCUUGUAAUAUAUAUGGUGCAAGUAGUUCUGUCUGUGAUCCUAGAUCAGGAGAAUGUCCCUGCAAGGAUAAGUAUGUUGGAAGAACAUGUGGACAAUGCAAUGAUGGAUUUGGAAACAUAAGAGCUGGAUGUAGAAGGUGUGAAUGUAACAAUAUAGGAGCUACUGGGGACGGUUGUGAUGCCGAUACAGGAAAAUGUUUCUGUAAACCAGGGGUGACUGGGUUUACUUGUGAUAAAUGUUUGCCACUGUUUUAUGGAUUUAGCUCUUCUGGUUGCAGAUCUCCUAACUGUGACAUGAAGACUGGAAAAUGUGAGUGCAGAAGCAAGGAAAAGAUAUUUCUUAAAGAAUAUUAUUUUAGAUAA
Molecule: messenger RNA, 1368 nt
Organism: Eurytemora carolleeae
Lineage: Eukaryota; Metazoa; Arthropoda; Copepoda; Calanoida; Temoridae
Product: laminin subunit alpha-1
Exons: 14
Coding region: 136-1368 (410 amino acids)
Source: RefSeq, a predicted model, not a curated record